Molecule: messenger RNA, 834 nt
Organism: Miscanthus lutarioriparius
Lineage: Eukaryota; Viridiplantae; Streptophyta; Magnoliopsida; Poales; Poaceae
Source: the annotation of a GenBank genome assembly
AUGAAGCACAAGUGCACUCACCUCAUUGAGGACGUCUGCGUCUCCUCCGUGCACCGUCUCAAGGUCGACGGCUUCUCUGUCACCAAGUCCACGAUCAGGAACAAAAACGACUGCCUCAUCAAAUCCAGAUGCAGGGUCGACAGAGGGAGGGUUAGAGACGAUGUGCAAGCAUCAAGUCAUCUCAUCAAGGGUGGUUCAUUUACUGUGGAAUGCAUGAUCAACGUGCACAGCCGCAGGGACCCGAAUUCGGCUUCUCUGUCGUCGUCUGACCUACAUCAACACCUCGGGAAGCUCUUGGAGAACCAGUCUGGAGUAGACGUCACUUUCGUCGUGUCCGGUGAGUCCAUCUCAGCACACAAGAGCAUACUAGCGGCGAGGUCCCCGAUAUUUAUGGCCGAGUUCUUUGGCAACAUGCUGGAGAGGAGCUCCCAGUGUGUGGAGAUCCAGGACAUGCACCCGACCGUGUUCAAGGCCAUGCUUCACUAUAUCUACACCGAUACAGUGCCUGAGCUUGAUAACAAUGAUAAAAUAAGAAACCAGCUGAGACCGAUGAGGAAACGACAGGCUCAAGACAAUCUGCGAGGAAGGCUCACACUUGACAUCGGCAUUGGCACAGUGGCAUCGACACUGGCUCUAGCAGAGCAGCAUAGCUUCUCCCAGCUCAAGGCUAAGUGCAUCGACUUCAUCAGUGGAGGAUCAAGUAAAAAUCUUAAAGCCGUCUUGGAAACAGAAGGCUACAGGUAUCUGGAGGCCAGCAACCCCUCAUUGUUGACUGAGCUCCUCAAGGCUGCGCAUGGAAAGAAGAGGAAACAAUUUAUGGGUGGAGUCUGUUGA